AACUUCAAUUCAACUUGUGCAAUUCAAUAAAAUGGGGAGAGGAACAUCAGAAUCGGAAAGUGAACUGAGCAACUAUGGAGAUGCAUUUGAUUUAGACCACACAAAAGAAAUCAGACGAAAGUACAAUGAAUCUAAAAGACACAAAUGUGAUUACGAAGGAUGUGAAAAAACAUUUUACAGACCAUCCAAGCUAGAAGCUCACAAAAAACUGCACAAUAACGAGAGGCCUUUUGUUUGCAAAUUCGAUGGCUGCAGUAAAGCUUAUACAAAUUCAUCACAUUUGAAAAGACAUGUUCUAAGUUUCCACAGCAUCACUACUUCUCCUCCAUCCAUCAGAUGCCCUGAGCCAGGCUGUGGCAUGUUCUUGAAGACCAAACAGUUUCUCAACCGACAUAUAAAACGCAGGCAUGCUGAGUUACCGUACAAGUGCUCCGAGUGCAGUGAGAAGUUUAAACGUAGUCGUCUCUUGAAAGAGCACAUGUUUGUACACACCGGUAUUCAUCCUUAUUGUUGUGAGACUUGCAGUCGUGGCUUCCCGAAAAGAUAUGACUUGAAAAGACACCAACGGUGUCACAGAUCAUACACUUGUAACUCACAGUCUUGUUCGGAGACCUUUACUUCCAUGACUCUAUACAGAAAACACAUGGCUAAAAGCCAUAAGCCAGAUUAUACUUGUCAAGUGUGUGACAAGAAGUUCACAACACAUCCCAAUCUGAAAAUCCACAUGAGGGUUCUACAUUCUGAUCCUUCAAAGACUUGGAAGUGUGCAGUUGAAGGUUGCAAGCGAUCAUUUGUUCUAGAGAAAUAUCUGACACAGCAUGUAGAACAUGUUCAUGAAAAGUUGCAUGAAUACCAAUGUCCCAUAGAGGGCUGUGAGACAGUUUUGCAAUGGAAGCGAUCACUCUUCAAGCACGUGAAGCAGCAUAACACCAAAAGAACAAGGAAGCUUAAACAGAAACAAAGAGAGAGGAAGGACAAAGGAACACCAAAAAUAAGUUUGGCUGCAGACCUUUCUGGAGUAACCUUGACUCAAGACGUUCACAAUAAGCUAAUUAUGAAGGAUGUUGUAGAAACAGAUGAUGCUUUGAGUAUCGUAAGUGAAAACAGUGAAGUUUUAAAUACCAGUGUUGAUAAUUCGAAUAAUUCUAAUGUUCUCAAUUUAUCUCUAAACCCUAAAGAUAGCCUUGAUGAACCAUUAAAUUUGUCUCUGCAUAAAUAAAACAUUAUAAAAACCCCAAA
Molecule: messenger RNA, 1239 nt
Organism: Homalodisca vitripennis (glassy-winged sharpshooter)
Lineage: Eukaryota; Metazoa; Arthropoda; Insecta; Hemiptera; Cicadellidae
Product: zinc finger protein 431-like
Exons: 8
Coding region: 32-1219 (395 amino acids)
Biological process (GO): regulation of transcription by RNA polymerase II; central nervous system development
Cellular component (GO): nucleus
Molecular function (GO): DNA-binding transcription factor activity, RNA polymerase II-specific; RNA polymerase II cis-regulatory region sequence-specific DNA binding
Source: RefSeq, a predicted model, not a curated record